AUGGUGCCAUCGCACUACGCCGCACCACCUCACAAGAAACGUCGCUACGGAGAUCACGGCUCUUCAUCGACGCAGGACGACUCUUUCGGAGUGCAAUCUCUGCCGGUCGCCAUACUGGCAGAUGACUUUUCCGGCGAUCCGAACGAUGGCGAAGAGUACUUGGCCGUAGUGCGACGCGAAGCAGCCGCUGCACCGGGAGUAUUCUUUGCCGCCCACAACCCGUACGCCUCGAUCACGGAAGCAUCACCACCAUCCCAACAUACAGUCAGCGAACAUGGACCUGCCGAUUCAAUUGCAUCAGCACCGUCUCAAAACAGAAACGACACCGACGACAGACUAAUCAUGCCCAUCUCAGAAUGGAGAACGACGUUCGUCGAGCAGUUCAAGAACGCACGCGAAGCACUGAGCAACCCACCGCUCGAACCGGUCAAACUCACGCGCGACGACUUGCCCAAACUCAGCAACACCGCCGCAUGGUACGCAUGGAUCCACGGUCGACCUCCUCCUGCCACCUCGAGCGAGGAAGCGGAAAAGCAAGCUUCUCGAAACUACGAGUGGCGCAUACGCGAGCCCUCUGCAAGCCUGCUGCUGCGUCUGAGCACAGAGCAGAUGUUGGCGCUGCUCGAAGCGUUUCCCUACUGGAUUGCCCAUCGUGUUCCCAUCCCGGACGGCCAGGUGAAGGCCAGUGAGAGGCAGGGUGGGGAGGUGCUGCAGCCUCUGCAUGCACGAUGGCUCUUUGCACUGUUGCUCAGGUUGGACGGCAGGCUGGUGAGUGAGGAGAUCAGUAUGUUGCGCACGCUGGCGAGGGCGUGUGUUGCUGCGAUCACGUUGAGCCGCAUCAGAAGGAAGGCGGUGCGGUCGCGUGUCAGCAAACUAGAUGCAGUAGAGACGGUGGCGAACGACGACGAGAAAAGGAUGAGAUUGGACGAAGCAGGUGCUUGGAUGGUCGUCGCCAUUAUAGCCGGUGUGUGGGGACAGUCGGAUCUUUGGGACGAUGCAGUUGUCGACAUGCAGCGUGUCACUUCCUGA
Molecule: messenger RNA, 1029 nt
Organism: Pseudozyma hubeiensis SY62
Lineage: Eukaryota; Fungi; Basidiomycota; Ustilaginomycetes; Ustilaginales; Ustilaginaceae
Exons: 1
Coding region: 1-1029 (342 amino acids)
Biological process (GO): spliceosomal snRNP assembly
Cellular component (GO): SMN complex; nucleus; small nuclear ribonucleoprotein complex
Source: RefSeq, a predicted model, not a curated record